This is a messenger RNA of Spodoptera littoralis (African cotton leafworm), 690 nucleotides long. NCBI's taxonomy places the organism in Eukaryota, Metazoa, Arthropoda, Insecta, Lepidoptera, Noctuidae. The record is from the annotation of a GenBank genome assembly.
GGAACAUGUGGAACGUCUGGCGUACGGUCUUGGAGGAGAAUGAGAAGUUGGCUCGAGCUCGUCUGGCUGCUGUCGAGGUCUUCCAGCAGCAGAUUGCUGACGAAGCCAAAUUCCUUCGCCAACAUAAGCUGAACGUGGCCAAAAAGUGUACCGACACCCUCGCUCAAGCUCACAAGGAACUGCAGACCACUGUUAUCGACGUGGAUAAAACGAAGAAGCUGUACUUCGAUGAAGAGCACACCGCUCAUGAUGUCCGUGAUAAAGCUAAGGAUAUCGAGGAAAAGCUCAAGAAGAAGAAAGGCUCCUUCUUUCAAUCCAUAACGUCGCUGCAGAAGAACAGCGCUAAGGUAUCUUCUCGUCGUGACCAACUCGAGGAAAAAUCUACUGGAGCCAGGAACGACUAUCUGCUCAGCAUCGCUGCUGCUAACGCCCACCAGAACCGCUAUUUCCUGGUAGAGCUGCAGAACUGCAUGCUGAGCAUGGAGGCUGCCGUUUAUGAGAAGGUCUCUGAGUUCCUGACCUUCAUGGGCCGCACGGAGUUACUCACCUGCUCUGCUACACAGCACUCCUUCGGGAAGAUCCGUGACCAAGCGCAGCAAUUGACCCGGACUACAACCUGCAAUGCUUGUACUUGUACUACCCUGUGCUGAAGCAGCACAUUCAGUACGAGUUCGAGCCUUGCGACAAUGA